CUUCUGCUGGCGUCGAUGAUUCCUGGAGAAGAAAAGACAGUUAGUAUCUAGUGUUUGCUACUCGUAGUCACGCUAUCUGAAUGAUUGCAACAUACCCAUAUCCGCCGCCUCCUGCUCUCUGAAGCGGAACAGCAUUGACUGUGCCUUUUCACUAUUUCGCGCCAUCUUUAUAUAUUCAGCUCUGCGCACUCUAUACCUGUUGCUGGCUUUGUUGAUAAAUACGAGGUUCCUGACUGCGAAGUAAAACCUCCAUCGCGAUGCCCUUGCCCCGCGAGAGAGGCUUUCUUCCUUUAAAUCUUAUUUCAUUGUCUGCCAUCGCCGUCUUCAGCCCUGCGGUUGCCUUCUUUCCAUUCUCUCUUCCUCAUUCUCCAGCGCAUAUUUGCAUUCAGACUACCUCCAGCAUUAUUGCAUGAACAGAUGACGACCGACUCGGACACCGUUUCCUCGAGAUAUGUCCCGCUCACGCUCACGGGCCAUCUGCGACCGGUCACGCAUCUCAGUUUCUCGCCAUUAUAUGAAGAUCAGAGUUAUAUGAUUAUCAGCGCAAGCAAGGACGGAAAUCCAAUGCUCCGCGAUGGAAUCACUGGCGACUGGAUCGGAACCUUCUUUGGCCACAAAGGUGCAGUCUGGUCUGCAAACUUUAGCGCAGACGCACAUUACUCAAUCACCGCCAGCGCAGACUUCACAGCCAAAGCAUGGACCACAGAGACCGGCGAGCUGCUGUACUCGCUGCCACAUAACCACAUUGUGCGCACGGCGGCGUUCAUGCCCUCGCGGCAGUCGCCGCUGUUUGCCGUCACGGCCGGUAAUGAGAAGAAGAUCCGGAUAUGGGAUCUGAAUGUGCCGGACGGAGUGACUUGUAUGGAGUGGAUUGGGUCAGAGUCUAUUAUCCGGUGUGCGCUGUGGCUGGAUCAGAACACUGUGGUAACGGCCGGCGACGACAAGCAGCUGAAAUGGUGGGAUCUCCGGACAGCCGAGAAACUGAUUGAAGCAACGCCUCUCGACGGGCCGGUGACCCAGAUGGAAAACCGCGAAGGGUCGCUGACGGUCGCGGCCGCGUCGUCGAUCUACUUGUUUGACUGGACGAAGCGCGUACAGCUCAAGAAGGAGUCGCUCUCGUACAAUGCUUCGACGGCGUCGAUUCAUCCCAAGCGGACAAAGUUCGCGACCGGAUGUCCUGAUGAUACGUGGGUUCGAGUUCAUGACUUUGAAUCUGCAAAGACUCUUGAAACCUUGAAAGGACACCAUGGACCUAUCCAUUCGAUAUCUUACUCGCCAGACGGUCAAAUCUGUGCCUCGGGAAGCGAGGAUGGAACCAUCAGGCUCUGGAAGGCCGAGCCCGGGUCAUAUGGGUUGUGGAAUGAAAAGUGAUUUCGCUACAGCAUCAUGUAUAUAUAUAUAGUCGAUAUUUUUUCUUGCGUCAUGUAUUUCAUUACGAGU
Messenger RNA from Myxozyma melibiosi, 1440 nucleotides. Its product is annotated as WD40-repeat-containing domain protein. The transcript is spliced from 6 exons. Gene Ontology annotation, biological process: spliceosomal snRNP assembly. The record is from RefSeq and is a predicted model, not a curated record. NCBI's taxonomy places the organism in Eukaryota, Fungi, Ascomycota, Lipomycetes, Lipomycetales, Lipomycetaceae. Gene Ontology annotation, molecular function: RNA binding; protein binding. Gene Ontology annotation, cellular component: SMN complex. The coding region runs from base 418 to 1371 and encodes 317 amino acids.